Molecule: messenger RNA, 1386 nt
Organism: Ichthyophthirius multifiliis
Lineage: Eukaryota; Ciliophora; Oligohymenophorea; Hymenostomatida
Exons: 7
Biological process (GO): nucleobase-containing compound metabolic process
Cellular component (GO): cytoplasm
Molecular function (GO): ATP binding; AMP kinase activity
Source: RefSeq, a predicted model, not a curated record
AUGGAUAAAACUUCGAAAUUAGAUUAUUAGCAAGAAGUUGAAAUGUAUUUAGAAGAAAAUAAGGUUUAUGAUAUUUUCGAAAAUCUAAUGAAAGAUAUAGUAAAAGAUUAACCAGCAUAACCAUUAGAUUAUUUAAUAAAAAAAUUAGGAGAACCUACAUAAAAAAGAGUAUUUUUAGUUGGACCUCCAGGUUCAAACACAACAGAAUUAGCCUUAUAAUUAGCUAAUGAAUUUAAAUUUACAUGUAUAAGUGUAGGCGAUCUACUUAAAAAAUAGAUUUCUAUGAAAAAUUAAUAAGGGGAGGAAAUAGAAAAAGCGAUAUCAAAUGUUUAAUAUGUGGAUGACGAAACAGUUAUUGACAUUGUCUAAAGUGAAAUUUAAGAAAUGGAAAAAAAAAAUAAGAAUUAUUUCCUUGAAGGAUUUCCCAAAACAAGACUAUAAUGUAUUGCAUUAUAAAAAGCGGGAAUUCAUCCAAAUACAUUCAUUAUAUUAAAUAAGGAAGAGGAUAAAAUAAGGGAUGGCUGUUUAAAGAAAAUAUAAAAUAAUUAUGAAGGAUAUUAUUCAAAUAUACAAGAAUAAAAAAAAGAAGAAUAUGCAAAUAAUCAUGCUCUUGAAUAUAUAUUGCAUUUAAAUAAUGUUAAAGAAAUGUAUGCUAGGUAUUAUUUUGAUGUUGAUGCAAACAAUGAUUCUUUAAUUCCUGAACUAUUAGAAGAUAUGGCACAUCUUAUGGAAUUUAAAAUUAAACCAAAAGCUCCUAAAAAAUCUGCAAGAAUUUUAGUUAUAGGUCCUCCAGGUUCUGGAAGAUCAACUUUAUCAAAAUAAUUAGCUUAAAAAUAUGGUCUAUUAUAUGUAUCUACAACAUAAUUAAUAAGUAAUUAAAUAGCUUAAAAGACUGAAAUAGGAAAAAUAGCUUUAUAAUUACUAAGUUUAGGAGAAUUAAUUCCUGAUGAAAUAAUUAUUGGAUUAGUAGAUAAUAGAAUAAGAUAAACCGAUUGUUCUAUAUAAGGGUAUGUAUUGGACGGAUUUCCUAAAAACUUAGUUUAGUAAUUAUCUUUGGAAGAUUUAUAAAUUUAUCCUUCUCUAAUAGUUCAUUUAGAAUGUAGUGACGAAGUUGUUUUUUAGAGAUUUUAGGAAAAAAAAGUAGAUCCGAUAACUGGUAUUGUUUAUGAUAAAUUUAAUCCUUCAAAUGAUCAUGAAAUCAAUAAAAGAUUAGCUGAAAAUCCAAAUGAGAAAAAAGAAAUUGUCUCUAAAAGAUUAUAAAGAUGGAAAGAGUUACUUAAAAGUAUGGAAUAAAGUUUUAGUAGAAUUAUUCUUAAAAUAUAAGCAAGUUAAAAUCCUUUAAAUAUAUUAGAAAAAGUAUCUUUUCAUAUAGAAAAUAGUUUAUGA